UGGAUGAAUACCAAACUCAUACAAUAACUUAAAGGUUGCUUAAUUAGAAGAAGAAGAAGAUAAUAAUAUUUGCAUGAUGCAAACUGGAAAUGGGCAGCUAUCUGUUCCUCCCGGGUUUCGGUUUCAUCCAACUGAUGAAGAACUUCUAUACUAUUACUUGAAGAAGAAGGUUUCUUAUGAAGCUAUUGAUCUUGAUGUUAUUAGGGAAGUUGAUCUUAAUAAGCUUGAGCCAUGGGAUCUUAAAGAUAGAUGCAGAAUAGGAUCAGGACCUCAAAAUGAAUGGUAUUUCUUCAGCCACAAGGACAAGAAGUAUCCGACAGGAACCCGGACAAACCGUGCUACGGCGGCCGGAUUCUGGAAAGCAACCGGGAGAGACAAAGCAAUAUAUCUUGGAAAUUCAAAGAGAAUUGGUAUGAGAAAAACCCUAGUGUUUUAUACUGGUCGUGCCCCUCAUGGUCACAAAACUGAUUGGAUUAUGCAUGAAUAUCGACUCAAUGAUCAAGAUUCUCAACUUCAGCAAGAAGAUGGUUGGGUAGUAUGCCGAGUAUUCAAAAAAAAGAACCAAGGAAGAGGCUUACAAACCGAACUAAACCACCACGAUUAUAAUGACAACGAUAACGACAACAAUCCCAACACCCACAUUACUAAACCACCCACCAAUAAUUACACUACAACAUCCUCAACUCUACUACAACAAAAACAACAUCCAUACAAUAGCUCUAGCCAACAAUCAUUUAUAUUCCCGACAAAUUAUCUAACCGAUUACACUUUCGAUGGAACCAUGCAUCUUCCACAAUUAUCCAACAUUGAUUCAUUAUCCAACAAUGUUGGAACUGUGUUUACUGCCAUGGAUAAUCUUUUAAGAUUAAGUACUUCUAAUGGAGGAUUGGUGAUGAAUACACAAGCUAAUGGAGGAAAUGAGAUGGGAUUAUUGGAUAAAUUAAUUGCUAAUUAUCAAGAAGAAGCAACACAAAGUAAGAUUGUUAAUCAUGAUGAGAUUGUUGGAAUGAGUUCAAGUAGUAGUGUUCUUCAGUAUCCACACAAGUUUGCUUUUCAGUAUAAUCUUAGUUCUGAAUCUGAUUUGUUGAAGUUUUCUAAAUUUCACAAUUUCUUGUAUGAGAUGAUCUCAGAUGAUGAUGAUGAUAAGAAUACGAGCUUCUUGUUUGAGGUCAUCUCACGGAGAUACGGUCUUUCAUAA
Amaranthus tricolor (Joseph's coat) is the source of this 1198-nucleotide messenger RNA. Its product is annotated as NAC domain-containing protein 76-like. Gene Ontology annotation, biological process: regulation of DNA-templated transcription. Bases 74 to 1198 code for a protein of 374 amino acids. NCBI's taxonomy places the organism in Eukaryota, Viridiplantae, Streptophyta, Magnoliopsida, Caryophyllales, Amaranthaceae. The record is from RefSeq and is a predicted model, not a curated record. Gene Ontology annotation, molecular function: DNA binding. The transcript is spliced from 6 exons.